AUGUCUUCACGCCCCCGGAUUCGAGAUCUCGGGUACAGCCCCGGCAAAUUCACCCCAGGGCCCAAGAACUCCCUCCUCGACGUCAACGGCGUCACAGUCGGUCAAGUCACCAUCCACCGAAACCCGAGCAUCCACACCGGUCUCACGAUGAUAUUCCCCCGCGGCGUCAAACACACCAGGGACGUGCCUUGCUACGCGGGGACGCACGACUUGAACGGGAUGGGAGAACUAACUGGGUCGCAUGCGAUAGCUGAGUGGGGAUAUCUUAACACGCCGAUCGCUCUCACAAACACGGUCAGCGUCGGGAAGGUAUAUGACGGCGUGUUUCGGUGGGAGUUCGAGCAGGCUGAAAAGUCCGGAGAGGAUGAGCUGCAAGCCGCGAGGAGGAUGAACAUCCCUGUAGUGGGGGAGACGUACGAUGGGCUUCUCAAUGACAUUAGUGCCUCUGCAAUCGACGAGCAUGAUGUCUAUGACGCCAUCUGGGCGUCGAAGAGACAGGAUGACAUUCUAGAGGGAAAUCAUGGUGGGGGAACUGGAAUGCGAUGCCAUGGGUAUAAGGGCGGGACCGGGACAAGCUCGCGGAUUGUUCCCGGAAUUGAAAGGGACUAUACGCUCGGUGUUCUUGUGCAAGCUAAUCAUGGACAGAAGCAAGACCUCAGAAUCGGAAAUGUCCCCGUUUACCAGCCGCAGGGAGGGCGGCAGAGGGAAGUAGGUAUCCUCGUUACCACGCUGCGACGUAUCGCACAGCACGCAGGCAUGGGCGUCACCCAGGUCGGCGGCCACUGUGCAGGGCGGAACUUCUCCGGCGAGAUAUUCCUCGCUCUAUCAACCGGGACAUCGCCCAACGAACUGGCCACGAAUUCCAGCGGAUUCGACUAUCUGCCUCCAAUUGAAACACAGCGUGUCGAGACUGUUAAGAAUGAAGUUAUCGAUUCGUUAUUCUACGCGACAUCGGAAGCGACGGAGGAGGCAAUUCUUAAUGCGCUCUGCAAGGCCGAGACAUUGACCGGGCUCAAGGGGCGGACGCAGGAGGCGUUACCGGUUGACAGGGUUAAGCAGCUGCUGGACAAAUAUAUGGUCAAAUUAGAUGCAUGA
This is a messenger RNA of Aspergillus versicolor CBS 583.65, 1095 nucleotides long. Its product is annotated as P1 family peptidase. Gene Ontology annotation, molecular function: aminopeptidase activity. The transcript has 5 exons. NCBI's taxonomy places the organism in Eukaryota, Fungi, Ascomycota, Eurotiomycetes, Eurotiales, Aspergillaceae. Bases 1 to 1095 code for a protein of 364 amino acids. The record is from RefSeq and is a predicted model, not a curated record.